Molecule: messenger RNA, 1836 nt
Organism: Laetiporus sulphureus 93-53
Lineage: Eukaryota; Fungi; Basidiomycota; Agaricomycetes; Polyporales; Laetiporaceae
Exons: 10
Coding region: 1-1836 (611 amino acids)
Biological process (GO): protein targeting
Cellular component (GO): nucleus; mitochondrial outer membrane translocase complex
Molecular function (GO): protein binding
Source: RefSeq, a predicted model, not a curated record
AUGGCCUCGAGGACGUCCACACUCUACACCAUCGCUGGUGUCACCGCCCUCGGCGGCCUCGUCGCCUAUGCCGUAUGGUUCGACCACAAGCGGAGGAACGACCUGGAGUUCCGCAAACAGCUGAAGAAGGACAAGAAGCGAGCAGAGAAACGAGCAGCAGCAGCACAAAAGAAGUCCGACAAUGGCACGGGUGAUGCUGAUCUACAGGCGGCUGUCCUUGAGAUCAAAAAGGAGAUAUCUUCGUUGCCUCAAGAGCUACACCAGCAGUACUUCACUCAACAGAUUGCCAUAGGCGAACAAAUGGCGGCACAGGGCCCCAUGUUCCGUAUGCAGGCAGCGCUAGCCCUUUUCAAAGCACUCUGCGUCUUCCCUCGACCUCAAGAACUGAUUCCUGGUUUGCAAGAGGUUCUGCCUAAGGAAGUAUUUGAGAUUGUUCUGGAGCUACUGAGUGUGGAAGUGAGUAUCCCUAACUCGUCCGCUCUGGAGGAAAUAGAUGUCGGGGAAAUCGCAGCAGAGGACGAGUCCAGCCCAACGAGGUCUGAGCCGCCCUCAGAGACGUCGCAGGAGUGGGACAAGUUGCAUAUUGCCGCGUCGGCUCCCCUCAUCUACCUCCCGGCUCGUCUUUUGUCAAUGCGCAUUGAAGGUUACUUUAAGGCGUUCCCGCCUGCUGGCAUGGGUGUUUCAAUCAAGACUGCUCCUGGCGGUGAGAACAAACUGCGUAAUAUUCUCGUGGCAGCGAAGGACUUUGAAGCAGGAGACCUCAUCUACAAGGAGCGACCCCUUGUUGCGGUGCUUGACCUGGAUCUUGAAGGCCAAGGACGCUACUGCUCGCACUGUCUCCGCCGCAUCGAGGAUGAUUCGGCUAUUCGUCCCGAAAAUGACCGCCUUAACUCCGUAUAUUGCUCUGAGGACUGUAGAGCGCGAGCACAGGCAGAAUCACAGAAUCUGCUCUUUGGUUUGAAACCUGUCCUUCCGGAGGAAGUCGAUAGCGGUCUUUCAGAAUUAAUCCGAGAGCCUCGUGACGAGGCGCAGAAGAAAUUCGUCGAGCACCUCAAGUCCGAAGGUCGCACUGUCCCACUGCUUGUCGCGCGCUUCGUCUCCAAGCAGGUGGCGAUUGAGACAGCGAAGCAAUUCGCGAAAGGCAAAAACCCGCUUAUCGAGCAGAUGACUGCUGAAGCCAUGUCGGACAAGGACUAUUCCCUCUAUGAUCACAUGGAACGAUUGCGUUUCAUCGACGGCGAGGUAUCAGAAGAAGAAACCAAACUGCUCUCUGCCGUUCUUGGAAGCGCCCUCCCUGGCCUUGAAAACCUGCUGACGUCGGAAAGGUAUGCUACAUAUAAGGGUAAGAUGAGGUACAACACGAUUGGCAUCUCGUAUGAUGAUGGUCGCGACGACAAACCCGCAUCGACCUUCCGUCCUGAGGAUCAAGAGAGGACGCGCACUCCAUCUGGUACAUCCCGGCAGAUAGGCAGCGGACUCUUCCUCGUGUCCUCCUAUAUGACGCACUCAUGCGAUUCCAACGCCCGACCUUCGUUCGAGUCCGGCAACUCGGAGCUGUCCCUAAUCGCGGCACGGCCGAUCAAGAAGGGCGAGGAGAUUACGAUGACCUACGUCGACGUCUCCCAGCAUCCCGACGAGACGUCGGAAGAGGCUAGACGGCGCCGUCGGUUCGAGCUUGCUCGUGGCUGGCGAUUCAAGUGCGAAUGCGAGCGCUGCCAGGCGGAGGCGACUGGGGGCAGUGACAAUGAGGUGGAUGUUGAGAAGGACGAGUCCAAAGUGGAGGAUUUUGUUGCCCGCGUGUUGGGAGGAGCCCACGCGGAAGACGGCCAUGCGUAA